This is a messenger RNA of Pseudomassariella vexata, 1802 nucleotides long. RefSeq lists its product as uncharacterized. The record is from RefSeq and is a predicted model, not a curated record. The transcript is spliced from 4 exons. NCBI's taxonomy places the organism in Eukaryota, Fungi, Ascomycota, Sordariomycetes, Amphisphaeriales, Pseudomassariaceae. Bases 308 to 1717 code for a protein of 469 amino acids.
UCAUACUACGGUGCUACCAGCGACAGUGACUUCGGUGCAUAUAUGAGCGGCUCCUUCGGCCAGCCAGGUCCCAGUAUCGGCCAACAGGGCCACCAUGCCCACGAUGUUAGCUUGAGCAAAUAUAGUGUCAGCAAUGACCUGGGCGCUGCAGGCUAUAAUGGCCAGUUUGCCGAUUGGCAGGCGCAGAACAUGCCUAUGAAUUACCUUAGUGCCAAUUCGCCCCAGCAGCCUGGUGUUGGAGUUCAAGGUCCUGUUCAUGGUCAACCUGGUCAACCUGGUCAACCAGGUCAAUCUGGAACGCUGAAUCAUGAAGGAGCCGGCUUUCCUCAGCCAGGCGCAUUUGGUCCAAUUCAAAGCCCAUUCUCGGGUCAACCUGCUCCUCACUUUGGUAAAGUUCUCAACCCCCUUAUUGUGCAAUGAUUCUUCUGGCUCACGCCACAUUCAAGCAGGUGGGAAUUUUCCUCCGCCCAGCGCAUUUGCUCCAGGUCAAAUACCAAUUCCUGGCCCAUAUGGAACGUUUCCCCCGCCUGGUUCAUUUGCUCCACUUCAAGGCCACUUCCUGGGCCAACCUGGAUUUCCAGCCCCUGGUCAAUAUCAACCUAACCUUCAUGGUCAAAUGUCUCCCUCGGGACUCUAUGAUUCCGGUCUUUCCAAUCCGCAGGUUUUGAGCGAACUCGUUCAGAAUCAACCUUCAUCCCAGGAAUCGCAGGCAGAUCUUUAUGCUUCGGGCAUCCAUCAACAAGCUUCCCCCACCGUUGUGACUGGCCAAUCUUCUGAGCAUAAUGGUCAGAAUCAGCUCCCACAGCCCCAGAUGGGUUCUGCACCUCAAGGACAGUGUUUAGGCCUUGACACAUAUCGAUAUGCCACCUUGGCUCAAGCUGAGGCGGAUUUUGAUGCCGAGUUGUAUGCUUGGAUGAACGGGAAUGCUGCAACUGAAGAGCCGCAGGCUAACGUACAGGCCGACCGCGGAAGCAACGUGACGGAUCCAACAGAACCCAUAGGCAGGGACAUAGACGGGCUUAAGAAGAUCAUUGAAGGUGAUCGAGAUGCUCUCACGGCUGCCAGACGUGACGUGGCGGCUGGAAAUCUCACGGGACUCGAAGCGCAAGCUCUAGAGGUCUUUGAACAAAACGCAGAGGCUGAAACGACCGCUGAACGUGACUGGGUGGCUCAAACAAUUGCCGAAAGGGACCUUGAAACUCUCCAGCUGGCUCGUCUGAGUCUGUCGGACGAUGCCUCCAAGAUUGCUGAGAAGGCACUAGCUGGUGCUAUGGACGAGUCACUACUGGCUAGUCAAGUUGAACGCGCUCAGGCUACUUCUAAGGGCGAUAAAGAGCAGGCUAAUGAAGCCGAGCAAGCUCAGACUGACUCUAUGCGAGAUUCUGAACUUGCUGCUGUUGCCGGACAGCUGCUGGCAAACGUUGAGGAUAACACCUCGGAGAAAUUCAAGAACUCGAAGUUUCUAGAAUUGAUGAGACGUCUCCAGAGCCAGGAAGUUGUGGCUCACGACAACGAUUUCGUUGAGGCCUCUUCUGUUCCUGCUCUGGCACCGCGCUCUGGACUUGCACCCACGUCCAGUGUUGGAUCUCACGUCACUGGCUCGAGAACUGGUCCUCCGCUGACCCUCCAGCAGAACCCCGGACAGCAGGCUUCCUCCCCGGUUACCCCCAAGACCGUCACCGUUAAGGACGUUGAUGAGGGCCAGGAUGAGAAGUAGUUGUUGGCUAUCAUACUCGAGGCUCUCUAUCAACCAAAGCACUGCUGAGAUGCUUUCGGAUGGCGGAAAUGUGUCGCCGUCACUG